Molecule: messenger RNA, 1418 nt
Organism: Balaenoptera ricei (Rice's whale)
Lineage: Eukaryota; Metazoa; Chordata; Mammalia; Artiodactyla; Balaenopteridae
Gene: BLVRA
Product: biliverdin reductase A
Exons: 8
Coding region: 420-1310 (296 amino acids)
Biological process (GO): heme catabolic process
Cellular component (GO): cytoplasm
Molecular function (GO): zinc ion binding; biliverdin reductase [NAD(P)H] activity; nucleotide binding
Source: RefSeq, a predicted model, not a curated record
CCGAGCACAGCCCCAGACGCCUCUACAGGCCCGGGAGCACGCGCCUAGGGCUCUCCCUCCCCUGUGGACGCGCGCCCUCGGCCCACUCGCGCAGGGACAGGGCAGGAGCUGGGUUGCAGACACGGCCCGGACAAGUUCACAGCCAGUCCUGCGGGUUCCGUAGGCCAGCAGAGUGCUGGGGCCGUGCAGUCCCGGGAGCAGGCGGAAGGCGGGACCCCUCCCCUCACCCCACUCCCCCGCCCCGUUUCUCCUCCUCCUUCCCCGGCUCCCCUCCCCCCGCGCCCCCGAGUCCCGUAGCCGGGCAGCCAAUCCCAGCCGCGCUUCUGCCCGGCUGCUCAGGGUGGUGGCACGGAGCCCGGAGGCGGCUUGGAGAGCUCGAGCUUUGUGCCCAGCGGCAGCUCCUGCAGAAAGAGACCAAGAUGAACACAGAGCCCGAGAGGAAGUUUGGCGUGGUGGUGGUUGGCAUCGGCAGAGCUGGCUCGGUGCGGAUCCGGGACUUGCGGAAUCCACACGCCUCCUCGGCGUACCUGAACCUGAUUGGCUUCGUGUCCAGACGAAAGCUGGGAAGCACUGAUGGGGUGCCGCAGAUUUCUUUGGAAGAUGCUCUUUCCAGUCAAGAGGCUGAGGUUGCUUAUAUCUGCAGUGAGAGCUCCAGCCACGAAGACUACAUCAGACAGUUCCUAAACGCUGGCAAGCACGUCCUUGUGGAAUACCCCAUGACACUGUCUUGGGCAGCAGCUAAGGAACUGUGGGCACUGGCUGAGCAGAAAGGAAAAGUCUUGCAUGAGGAGCACGUUGAACUCUUGAUGGAGGAGUUUGCAUUCCUGAAGAAAGAAGUGGUGGGGAAGGACCUGCUGAAAGGGUCUCUCCUCUUCACAGCUGGCCCGCUGGAAGAAGAGCGGUUUGGCUUCCCUGCAUUCAGCGGCAUUUCUCGCCUGACCUGGCUGGUCUCCCUCUUUGGGGAGCUUUCUCUCGUGUCCGCCACUUUGGAAGAGCGAAAAGAAGAUCAGUAUAUGAAGAUGACCGUGUGCUUGGAGACGGAGAACAAAAGCCCGUUGACGUGGAUUGAAGAGAAGGCGCCUGGCCUAAAGCGAAACAGACAUUUAAGCUUCCAUUUCAAGUCUGGGUCCCUGGAGAAUAUGCCCAACGUAGGCAUCAAUAAGAAUAUUUUCCUGAAGGAUCAAAAUAUAUUUGUCCAGAAACUCUUGGGCCAGUUCUCUCAAGAGGAGCUGGCUGGCGAGAAGAAACGCGUCCUGCACUGCCUGUGGCUGGCGGGAGAGAUCCAGAAACGCUGCCGCUCGAAGAAGUGAAGGGAGGGGGCAACACGGCCCUGCCCAGACGAGACCCGAGCCUGAUUUUUAUCAAGAGUUGACCUUUAUCUCUCUUCUUACCAUUAAACGUGUCUUGGGUAAACAGGA